AUGUCGUUAUCCAGCAAGCUUUCCAUCCGUGACCUUGAACUCAAGGACAAGCGUGUCCUCAUUCGUGUCGACUUUAACGUUCCUUUGAAGGAAGGCACCAUCACUAACAACAACCGUAUCGUUCAAGCUCUUCCUACUGUCAAGUAUGCCCUUGAACAAGGUGCCAAGUCUGUUGUCUUGAUGUCUCACUUGGGUCGUCCUAACGGCCAAGUCCAAGCCAAGUCUUCGCUUGCCCCUGUCGCCAAGGAAGUCGAGAAGCUCCUUGGCAAGCCUGUCACUUUCCUUUCCGAUUGUGUUGGUGAGGAAGUUGAAAAGCACUGCCAAAACCCCAAGGAUGGUGAAGUCAUUUUGCUUGAAAACUUGCGUUUCCAUAUUGAAGAGGAGGGUUCGCGCAAGGACGAGAACGGUAACAAGGUCAAGGCUGACCCUGAGCAAGUCAAGAAGUUCCGUGAAAGCUUGACCAAGCUUGCUGAUGUCUAUGUCAAUGAUGCUUUUGGUACUGCUCAUCGUGCUCACUCCUCCAUGGUCGGUGUUGACUUGCCUCAACGCGCUGCUGGUUUCCUUAUGCAAAAGGAACUCGAGUACUUUGCAAAGGUUUUGGAACACCCCGAACGUCCAUUUUUGGCUAUCCUUGGCGGUUCCAAGGUCUCUGAUAAGAUCAAGUUGAUCGAAAACAUGCUUGAUAAGGUCAAUGCUUUGAUCAUCACUGGUGCCAUGGCCUUCACUUUCAAGAAGACCCUUGAGAACGUCAAGAUUGGCAACUCUCUCUUUGAUGAGGCUGGUUCCAAGCUUGUCAAGGAUCUCGUUGACGCUGCCAAGGCUAAGAAUGUCAAGCUUGUGUUCCCUGUCGACUAUGUUACUGGUAACAAGUUUGGUGAGGAUGCUGAAGUUGGCCAUGCUACUGAUGAGAGUGGUAUCCCUGAUGGUUGGCUUGGUCUUGACUGUGAUGAGAAGUCCAACGAGAUCUUCCGUAACGAAAUCCUUGCUUCCAAGACCAUUCUCUGGAACGGACCUACUGGUGUCUUUGAGAUUGAAAAGUUCGCCAAUGGUACCAAGUCUGCUUUGAAUGCUGUCAUUGAAGCUACUCAAAAGGGUGCUACUACUAUUGUGGGUGGUGGUGAUACUGCUACUGCUGCUCUCAAGUGGGGUGCUGAAGGCAAGAUUAGCCACAUCUCUACUGGUGGUGGUGCUUCCCUUGAAUUGUUGGAGGGCAAGGAAUUGCCUGGUAUCACUGCUCUUUCCAACAAGGCUUGA
Lichtheimia ornata is the source of this 1254-nucleotide messenger RNA. RefSeq names its product phosphoglycerate kinase 2. Gene Ontology annotation, molecular function: phosphoglycerate kinase activity; ATP binding; ADP binding. The transcript is spliced from 3 exons. Lineage: Eukaryota; Fungi; Mucoromycota; Mucoromycetes; Mucorales; Lichtheimiaceae. Gene Ontology annotation, biological process: glycolytic process; gluconeogenesis. The record is from RefSeq and is a predicted model, not a curated record. Gene Ontology annotation, cellular component: cytosol. The coding region runs from base 1 to 1254 and encodes 417 amino acids.